CACCCAUUUCAUAAAACCGGAAGACAAGCUGCCCGAUACCAGUCUGGGUAACAUGUAAACACGACAUAUCAAGGGAAGGCGUUAAUAGGACAGAGAGUAUCAUCGACAGUUGGACAGAAAACUUCUGUGUUUAUUUCUCGGCUUUUCUUCCACUUCGCCGCGAACGAAGCAGUUUUUGGGUUAUUUUUGUUUUAGCUCGCUAAGUUAGCCUCUUUGCUAACUUUAACGUCCGUCAGGGUCGUAAUUCUCUCACAGCUGGUUUGGUUGCGCAAAAAAGAAGAAGAAGAAGGAAAAAAGGGGGCUAGCGACUCAGCUCGGUUUAAACCUCCGUUAACGUUUCAUCAUGGGAUCCAGGGCGUCCACGUUACUCAGAGAAGAGGAGAUUGAAGAAAUUAAGAAGGAGACCGGCUUCUCCCACAGUCAAAUAACUCGCCUGUACAGCCGCUUCACCAGUCUGGAUAAAGGUGAAAACGGCACCCUCAGCCGAGAAGAUUUCCAGAGGAUCCCAGAGUUGGCCAUUAAUCCUUUGGGAGACAGAAUCAUCAAUGCCUUCUUCCCUGAGGGAGAGGACCAGGUGAACUUCAGGGGCUUCAUGCGGACCUUGGCUCACUUCAGACCAAUUGAGGACAAUGAGAAGAACAAGAACGCGACAGCCAGCGAGCCGCUCAACAGCAGGACAAACAAACUGCUCUUCGCUUUCCGUCUGUAUGACCUGGACAGAGAUGACAAAAUCUCUCGGGAUGAGCUGCUGCAGGUCUUGAGGAUGAUGGUUGGUGUGAACAUUUCAGAUGAACAGCUCGGCAGCAUUGCUGAUAGGACCAUCCAGGAGGCUGACACGAACGGAGAUAACUCCAUUUCCUUCAAUGAAUUCAUCAAGGUCUUGGAGAAGGUGGAUGUGGAACAGAAAAUGAGCAUCCGGUUCCUGCACUAAGUUUCUUUUUCUUCUUCUUUUUUUUAUUUUGAGUGGAGCUUCAACAAGUCAGUUGAUGUCAGGACGCAACCUCAUCCAGCUUCUCAGCAGGCUGCUGUGGCCCACACACCAAGUACACACUGUCAGACCAAGCAUUACGUAGAUAAUGUCAUAGAUCUUGAGUUUCUACCUUUGCACUGCUCUGUAAACAAAGGGAAAAGUUGUGUGCCUUGGGUUGUUUUAUGCAAUGUCGCUAUGUAUUUCCAAGUAACAUUAUUUAUUAGAAAACUUGUAGAGAGUCACAGUUGGUGCCACUGCUGUUCCACUUUUCACAUAAAUAUGAUUUAUAGUACAGUAUGGUAAAGCUUUUCACUCAUACUGUUCCAUGCAUAUUUAGCACAUGCUGCUGUGUCUUUGUCUGUACAAAUAUGCAAUAGUUCAAAGCGAAACUUGUAAGAUGUGUGAUGCCACUUCAAAACAGACAGUGUUUUUAAUGCUAACAUGAUCUUAUGACUCCUUUUCUUUGACUUGUGGCAGAGCAAGUCAGACCAGCCAGCCCUAAAUUUGUCCCUUGAAGCAAAGCAGGACCUUACUCACUGAAGUGCCAUGGUUUUGGUUCUCCUUUGUGAGUUAUUAUCUCAACAGUAAACAGGAACCAAUGGCCAUGUUUGUGUUUUGUUUUUCGCAUGGGUUAACCUAGCUACUUCCAGUUGAUUGUAAUUACCUAUUUCAAUUGUUGGACUAAAACCAAAGCAAGUUUGACCUUCUUUCAAAGGCGGUAACCCCCUGAGGCCUGUUGGAACAUCACUGAGUCAUUGUGUUUAUAAUAUUGUAUUUUAAGAACUGGUUAUUCAUUUACAACUAAAACUGUGGUGUUUAGAAGGAACAUUUCACACAAAAUGCUGCCAUCUCUUUGGCUAGCAUGUAAGUCUUCCCUUGCACCUGUUCUGAGAGGUAAAAAUGGUACGUUUGCAAAACGGUAUAAGGAUUUAACUGCCACUGUGGCCUGCUUUAAAAAGUUUUCCCCCCUGAAUGAGAAAUAAAGCCCUGGCUAACAGUGUCAGGCCCUGUGGUGGAAAUUGGGCUGUGGAACGGUUAGUUUGUAGACUUAGACCAGGUAAACUCACAAUAACGUGCUAUGCCUCUGUCUAUAUGAUCAGUCUUGCUGUGGCAAAGAAAAAAUGUGUUUGUUUUAUGCACUGAUCGACAUUUGUUGUGCAUUUCCUUUUGCCAUUGACUACUUCCAUCUGAUAAAAGAGAAUCAAAUGCGUUAAUAUAUAUUUUCUGUACAGGCUAGUCUACAUGAAUUGGAGUGGAAAUGUCUGACCCUUUAAUCUUUAAUGUGAAUUUGUUAAAUCAUUACAAGAACACCCUCCAGCAGGAAAGUGAGUGCAGGAAAUUAAGCUCAACCAUUUUGUCAAUCAUUAUGUGAUUAUCAAUCAGAUAUGAUUCAUAUGUAAUGUGAUGUUGGUCUAGGUAUUAUCAAAGUGAUUCAUGAAUUUGAUUUGAAUAAAAUAAGUGCCAUGCUU
This is a messenger RNA of Seriola aureovittata, 2439 nucleotides long. It is a transcript of the gene chp1, whose product is annotated as calcineurin-like EF-hand protein 1. The transcript has 7 exons. Gene Ontology annotation, molecular function: calcium ion binding. NCBI's taxonomy places the organism in Eukaryota, Metazoa, Chordata, Actinopteri, Carangiformes, Carangidae. The record is from RefSeq and is a predicted model, not a curated record. The coding region runs from base 344 to 931 and encodes 195 amino acids.